AUGGCUAGUAAUGCAAACCUUUUAAACGUUAAAGGAGAAAGUGACUACAAGAACUUGAACAGCUAUUUUGAAAGUCACUCAUAUUUUAAUAACUAUACACUUGGUGUGAAUGAUUUAAAAAUAUAUCAUCAAAUAAAUAGUGUAAUUAAAAAAGAUACGUAUCCUCAUUUAUAUAGAUGGUUUCAUCAUAUAUCGUCUUUGCCAGAAUAUGUGUUGAAUAAAUACGAUGAAGAACAUAAGAAUAAAAAAAGUAGUACUACGAAUGGUGCUACAAGUUUAAAUAAGAAAAGUAAUAAAACAACAGGAAAUGAUGAUGAUGUUGAUAAUGAUAUAGAUCUUUUUGGUGAUGAUGAUAAUACAAACGAUUCUGCAGCUAAUGUUUUAUUAGAAAAGAAAAAACAAAAAGAAGAAGAAUUAAAAAAAAAGAAACAAAAAGAAAAAGAAAAAAAUAGAUCUAUUCUUAUUAUUGAAAUAAAACCUAAAUCUAUUGAUACAGAUAUUUCUAAAAUUCCAAAGCUUGUUAAACAAAAAAUUGUUGAUGAAAAUAUUAAAUGGGGAGAGGAAGUCAAAAAAUUACCAGUCGCUUUUGGUCUUUAUAAAUUACAUAUGUCAUGUAUUAUUUAUGAUGAUUUUGUCAAUACAAAUGAACUUGUUGAAAAAAUUGAAAAUAUUGAUCUAGAUAAUGAACAAGAUAAAAAGAAAAGAACUCUUAUACUUGGAUUAGAUGAAGACGAUGAAAACUAUGAUGAAAACGCUGAAGAGGUUGAAGAUGAUUUAGAUUUCUUGGUGCAAUCUGCUGAAAUUAUAUCAUUCAAUAAAUUAUAA
Plasmodium gaboni is the source of this 825-nucleotide messenger RNA. RefSeq names its product elongation factor 1-beta. Gene Ontology annotation, biological process: translational elongation. NCBI's taxonomy places the organism in Eukaryota, Apicomplexa, Aconoidasida, Haemosporida, Plasmodiidae. The record is from RefSeq and is a predicted model, not a curated record. Gene Ontology annotation, molecular function: guanyl-nucleotide exchange factor activity; translation elongation factor activity. Bases 1 to 825 code for a protein of 274 amino acids. Gene Ontology annotation, cellular component: cytosol. The transcript has a single exon.